Molecule: messenger RNA, 1908 nt
Organism: Schistosoma guineensis
Lineage: Eukaryota; Metazoa; Platyhelminthes; Trematoda; Strigeidida; Schistosomatidae
Source: the annotation of a GenBank genome assembly
AAGUACUCAACCAGGAUUAGAAUUUAUAGAAGCAAAAUUCUAUUGAUGAACAUCGUUUGCAGAAUGUGCUCAAAACUCUUCAACAUCAUAGAUUUGUUAGACAGUCAGUCAGUCUAAAAAUAGCUAUCCCGAUCAAUAAUAUUUCAUUUUUAUGUAUCAUUAUUUGUAGUGACUUAACAAUGUGCAUGUAUACAAUGAUUUAAUUGUAUCAUCAAUAAAAAGAUGUCAUUGAUUACAAAUACAAUUGACCUUGGACAGUGAUUUCUUUAUAUCCAUACAUAUUCGUGCAAAACAUGAUUUGUUUAUUGAUCCGUAUAUAUGUAUAUGAUAAACAUAAUUAAAUAAAUCAUUUUUUGAUUGAUGCACACACUUUGGCGAUAUACGCUAAAUUAAUUAAACUAGCGAUUAUUAGUAGUUAAUCAGUUUUCAGAAUAGUUUGACCAUUCAUUCAUCCACAUGAUGUUGCUUAAUUGUUGUAUUGUUAAAAAAUCUAAUCUCUUCAAAAAUAUUAUUCAUACUAAACGUUAUGCAAUGUCUGCUGAUAUAAAAACUGUUCUGGCUUCCAAACAUUACGGUUUUAUGGGGUCUGGUAAUAUGUCUCAAGCAUUGGUCAAAGGUUUUCUAGCCUCAAAUGUAAUCACUGGUUCGCAAGUUACAAUGACUGAUCGGUAUGGUUUAUCAUUUCCAGAUGCAGAGUUUCUGAUACCGCUGAAAGCUCUAUGUUCUAAAUAUGGAGUAGAAUAUAUACAAACAAAUGAACCAAUGGUUGAAAAAAGUGAUGUCGUGUUCGCCUGUGUUAAACCACACAUAUUACUACCAGCUCUAAAAAGUCUAUCCGAUCGUUUAAAUGAUAAACUUUUGGUUUCUAUUGCUGCAGGGAUUACACUAGACCAAAUACAACAGGCUGUGCCGAAAUCUACUCGAAUUAUCCGUAUUAUGCCUAAUACACCGUGUCUGGUUGGUGUUGGUACUGCAGUGUAUGCACAUACAUCUUCUGUUACUGAAGAAGAUAUUAAUUUGAUUUCUGCCUUAUGUUCAUCAAUCUUUCCUGUAUUUGAAGCUAUCCCGGAAUCUUUAUUUAAUGCAGCUGUUGGAGUAUCAGGAUCAUCUCCUGCUUAUAUUUAUAUGAUCACUGAAGCAAUUACAGAUGCUGGUGUUCUAUUAGGUUUACCACGCCCAAUCGCACAGAAACUAAUUGUCAAUACUAUAUUAGGCUCAGCUGUAAUGAUGCAAAAAACUGGCAAAAGUACAACUGAAUUAAAAAAUGAAGUUUGCUCACCUGGCGGGACAACAAUUCAAGGUGUUUAUGCUUUAGAGAAAGGUAAUCUACGAGCUACACUUAUGGAUGCAGUGCAGAAAGUUUGUGCACGUGGAGAAGAAUUAAGCAAGAAGUCCUAAUGUUUUAUGCACUAUUUUCCAUAGUUCUGUUACUCUAUGAAGUGUGUGUAAUAUUUCUUCUAUAUAUUAUUAUAAACAUCAUAUUCAAUAACAAUGUUUGUUGUAUUUAAAAGUGUGUAUCUGGAAAAUUUUUCAGUUACGAUUUAUUGUGGUGUUAAAGAUCUUUGUAAGGGAAUUUUACUCAACUAAUAGAGGACUUCCUUACAUUCUCGGCUCUGUACACUUUUCUUUCAUAAUACAGUGUAUAUUUAUUUGAUAAUCCUAUAGAUAGGCUACUUCAAUCAUUAAUGUUAUAACUCCAGUGGCUUAUUUUCAGUUUUUAAUUAUGUAUUUUUACUGUGAAUGUUUUCUUGCUAGUUAAAUCAAUUACUUGAACGUACAUUUUGAUACUAAGAUUUAGAAAAAAGUGAAUUCGUAUUUCUCUGUUUGAAUUGUUUUUCAGUACUUUACUAACUAUUCUCUGUUGUUAAUUGAGUUAAGUUUAAGUAGAGAUUUCUGUGCACCUACUAA